Neltuma alba is the source of this 3693-nucleotide messenger RNA. RefSeq lists its product as uncharacterized. Gene Ontology annotation, molecular function: zinc ion binding. Lineage: Eukaryota; Viridiplantae; Streptophyta; Magnoliopsida; Fabales; Fabaceae. The coding region runs from base 452 to 3532 and encodes 1026 amino acids. The transcript is spliced from 5 exons. The record is from RefSeq and is a predicted model, not a curated record.
UCUCUCUCCCUCUGGCGCGAGUCACGCACACCCAAACCCAUUCUUCUCUCUGCAAGGCUCGGAGGGAAAAACUUUUCGUAUUCCAUGGAUCAUUGUUGAAACGAGCAAACUUCCGUGGUCUACCUCUCAUUCUGGGCAGAGGACGCCAGGAGAGCGGUUCCUUUUAGGGCUCUGUCCGUGGGCUCUGAUUUUUUCCGAGAGCUCCGGUUGAGGUCACGUCGUUAACUUUUGCUUUAAUUGAGCGUAGCGGUGGAUGAUGAUUGUGCUCAUGUUAUAUGGGCAGAUAUUGGGCGAUACAUUGUGAUCCUUUUGGUGAUUGGUUCUAAUUUUUUUCCCGUGUUCUUUUUGAAGUUCAAUUUUUAGUCAGAUAUUCUGGUACGCAGCGAAGGGUUAACAGCAAUCCGAUACAUUUGAAUGAACUGUUUAAACUGUCGUGGGCUCGUGUGAGAGAAUGGUAAUGGCAAAUGAUGCCACGCGCGAGUCUGUCAUCAGGCAGCACUGUUCGAAGUUUCCGUUGCAAUCUGUUCCCGCAGGGCAGUCCGGUUCAGAAGUAGGCUGCUGUGUGUUGGGCUCUAACUUUGAGCUUUCCAAUAUUCUGAAUGGUUGUAAAUAUUUCUCUACAAAUGAAGAACCUGGUUCUGCAAGCUGUAUUGAUGUUACCGACAUGCCCAGCAAUGCUAGCGCAAGUGAAUAUGAAGAUGCUAUGUUGCUAAUGGAGAAAACCUUGGACAAUGAUUGUCAGAACUCUUGCAGGACAUUUUAUGGGCAAUAUGAAGUUUCCGACCUAGAAAAUGGUAGCUUUUGCACAGGAGAAAAAACUCACAAUCAUGAUGACUAUCAACUUUUAUCAGAGUUUAAAGCUGUAAAGGGUUUGACAAAGGAUAUGGAGAGCAAUAUAAUCUCUUCUGUAGGGGACACUUUAGUGGCUGUGGGAGAAAAAAACAAUAAUUCUGGUUUACUCACCGAUACUGGCAAUCAUAUAUUUGAUUUCAUUUAUUCUGAUUUUUCCUUGGAUUCAGAGCCUAUAACUGGAUGUCUAGUCGAUUUUCACAAAAACAGUGAGCAGGAGGACAUUCUGAGAAAUACAGAUUCCUUGGAGGUUGUAGAUAACUUCAAUGCUUUAUGUGGGAUGGAAGUAGCAGCUUGCAAGCAGAUAUCUCCUGCACAGGGUAGUGAGGUGCCUUCUGAUGCAUUAUACACAGAUGCUUUAUGUGGGAUGAAAGCGGUUGUUUGCAACCAAACAUCUUUGCAAGCUAAGAGCACUAACGAUAAGCUUAAGCUGAGUGAUCAGGAAGGUGGCGGUGAUCACAACAGUCCUUAUGAAGAAGGGGCCAAAGACACUGUUGAGAAAGAGAGUAUUGAUACAUAUGUCAAAGUAUUGUCCUCUCAAAACUUCCAGAGUACCUUGGGGAGUUCAUUGUUGGCUUAUUCACCGAGUGAGGCUAUACAAUUGGAACAGGGGACUGAUAAGAGUGACAUUGAUUCUUAUGAAGAUGUCACAAAAGUUCUGGAGCAAAAUAUUGAUGUGAUAAAUGAAAGAAAUUUUGAAAUGAAGUACAAUAUGUUGCAAAUAAAAGGAAAUUCCUCUAAAUUGAAGAAUAAUUUUCCAGAAACUUCUACCUAUUGCAACUUUUCUUCUGAAUCAGGCCUGCCCUCCUUUGAUUCUUUAAAUGAUAACCCUUCAAAGGAUGUGCCUGAUCUUCUUCUCAAGGACAAUAGCUGGGCUAUCAGUUAUAAUAACAAUGCGUGCAAUUCUGGCUGGAAUGACGAUAAAGCAAAACAAAUUUUCAAGAUUGAUUGUGUUGCUAAAAGCAAACGUAAAGACAUUGUGUUAUUGCCUCAUCAAAUGAAUGGUCAACGAAACAAAUCUCUUUGUAAGAGACAGACUGGAAGGGCUCCAAGAAAAUGCCAUAACCAGGCCAAUAUGCCUCAACAGGAGUGGGGUAUGAAGACAAUCUCAAAGGCCACUAGAAAGAAAAGAAGCUGUUUCUCAAGAACAGCUCGAUCUUCUGAGUGGGGAUCGCUAGGGAACAUUAAACAGGCUAUUGAAAUGGAUAGAGAGUUAAACAUAAAUAAAGUUAUGUUUGAAGGAUCAGGGAAGGCUAGGGUUGGCUGUCAAAGUGGAAAAACAAAUAAAAAUAGUGAAAAUUCUUGCACGUUCAAUUCAAUAUCUGGCGCUCCAAACACUGGUAUGCGUCUGAAGAUCAAAGUGGGGAAUGAGUUUAACUUAUAUUACCCAAACAUUAUGGUUCCAGAAUCUGUUGAUGGCUUGGUUUCGGCUUCCAACUCAGGACCUGGUUCAGAUUCUCAAAAUUUAGCUAUCAAUACUAAAGACAAAUUAUUUGAAGAGGUGGCUGGGGGAAAGUUUGAAUCUGGUAAAAAUAACGUUUAUAAGUAUGUUGUUGUUUUGAAUGGGCAAAUUGCCAACAACUUAGAAGGUGCUGCACUGAUGGGGAAGUCAGAUGGCAAUGCAGAGGAGCCUUGUCUGGUGGCUCCUUCAAAUAAGUUGGUUGAUGCAUUGAUAGAGCCUGUCAAUAUUAAGGGUAUGGAUCCUGGAACUGGAGCUUCACCUGAUUCAGAAGUGAUCGAUUCAAUUCCUGAAGUCCAGGUGGGAGAAAGGCAUCAAGAAGAUCUGAAUAAUAAUGAUUUUGGUUCUUCUAAGGAGUUUAAUUUUGCUGUUCUUGAUACUGCUAGCACGAGAAGGAAGAAGAAAGAUAAACUUACUUGUUCACGUAAUAAUAGAGCAAGAGAUGUGUCACCAGGUUCCCCAAGAAAAAAUAAAGCAAAUUACUCAAAAAAUCUUGGAGGUAAGAAGAACUGCACUGAUAUGGUUAGCUCUGGGGAUUUGCCAAGUUCCACUUAUAUAAAUACAUUAAGCACAAGCAGUUCUGUAGGCUGUGAUGAAAUUCAUUCAGAACCAUUGCACCUCUAUGGAGAUAUUGGAUCUAGAGAUCCAACUGAUGCUUUGGAAGUAAAAAGUAGUGUGGAGGUUAAGACACAUUGCAGCCUAGAUGUUAACAAUGAAUAUUUGGACUCCUCUGGUUCUAAUAAAUUUCUACCUUCUGAGAGACAUUUGUUUUCUAAACUUCCCAAAAGUCUUAAAUCUAAGCAUGUCAUCAGGACCAAGUCUGAAGCUUAUGAGUCAAAGAGCAGGAAAAAGACUGCUUUUAGACAUGGGGAGAAGCUGGGGAGAUCUGUCACCAAUCGCGGUGCUAAAGGAAAAAGGGUCUCUGAUAAAGUUAUAUGUAAAACAGAAGAUUACCUACGUGGAGAAAAUGACAUUGAAGAAAAAAGGACGUUGGAUUUCGGUGGAAAAAUUAAUGCUGAUGAGAACAAAGUACCAGCCGGUGUAUAUGCCCUGGACAUGGCACCUGGUGUUGGUUUGAGGGAGCAACAUCUAUCACCACGAAAUGCAUGGGUGCAUUGUGAUGAUUGCCACAAGUGGCGGCGUAUUACUGUUUCACGUGCAGAUCUAAUUGAAGAAACAAACUGUGCCUGGAAAAGUCAAACGCAGAGAUCAAUGCAGAGCUAGGAUUAUCAGAUGCAUCCGGUGAAGAAGAUAACAGUGAAGAUUGCAAAAACUAUAAGAAGCUAGAACAUCAACGUCCAAUGUUUUCUCAGGGGUCAACUUUUACUCAUAUUUCUGCCAAUGAGUUUCUGCAUCGUAGCCCCAAAACUCAGACUGUAGAUGAG